Messenger RNA from Cuscuta epithymum, 1519 nucleotides. The record is from the annotation of a GenBank genome assembly. NCBI's taxonomy places the organism in Eukaryota, Viridiplantae, Streptophyta, Magnoliopsida, Solanales, Convolvulaceae.
AUUAUUAUAUACUCCGUAAUAAAUACUCCCUAAUAAAAGUCAGAAAGAAAGAAGUGCAGAAUUGAGAGAUGGCUCUCCCGCAAUGCCCAUUAUUCCCAUCAUCAUCUCUCAGCCGCACCUCUAUCUUUCCCCACCAGUUGAACUUCAGGUAUAAGCACGUUCCAGUUUUACCCUCCAAUGCCCGGAUUACCAGGACCUGCUCUGCUGCUUUCUCUGCCUCGCCCAAUUCAUCCAUAACCUCUUUUUCUCAGUUGAUUGAAGCUUUAAUAAGUGGGAAAGACUUGACUGAAUCUGAAGCUGAAGAAUCUCUUGAGUUUCUGUUGGAUGGUGCAGACGAAGCUCUGAUUAGUGCAUUUCUUGUUCUCUUGAGGGCUAAAGGAGAAACCUAUGAAGAAGUGGUGGGAAUGGCAAGGGCUAUGAUAAAACAGUGUAGAAGAGUUGAAGGAUUAGAAGGCGCAGUUGUUGACAUUGUUGGCACUGGAGGUGAUGGCGCAAACACUGUAAACAUCUCAACUGGCGCUUCCAUUCUUGCUGCUGCUUGUGGUGCCAAAGUUGCUAAGCAAGGGAAUAGGUCAAGCUCAUCUGCUUGUGGAAGUGCUGAUGUACUGGAAGCUCUAGGGGUUGCUAUUGACCUAGACCCCGAGGGGGUAAAAAAGUGUGUAAAUGAAGCAGGAAUUGGAUUUAUGAUGUCCCCCAUCUACCACCCAGCAAUGAAGAUUGUUAGUCCUGUCAGGAAAAAACUUAAAGUGAAGACAAUAUUUAAUAUCCUGGGCCCAAUGUUAAAUCCAGCCAGAGUUCCUUUUGCUGUUAUUGGAGUCAGCAAAGAAAACCUUGUCUACAAAAUGGCUAAAGCAGUUCAACGGUUUGGCAUGAAAAGGGCAUUGGUAGUUCACUCAGAAGGCCUAGAUGAGAUGAGUCCUCUUGGAAGGGGCUCAAUCCUUGAUGUUACUCCAACCAAGAUUGAGAAAUUCCCAUUUGACCCAUUGGAUUUUGGCAUUCCACGCUGCACUUUGGAGAGCUUGAAAGGUGGAUACCCCGACUACAAUGCUAUGACACUUAAGCGAGUUCUACGCGGCGAAAGCGGACCAAUUGGUGACGCAUUGGUGUUAAAUGCAGCUGGAGCUCUCUUUGUCAGUGGACUUGUAGAAAGUUUGGGUGAAGGAGUGGAUCUUGCUCGGACAACAUUACUCUCAGGGAGAGCUUUGGAUUCUCUUCAUCUUUGGAUCCAAGUUUCAAAUAAAGUCAAAGAGUCGUCACAUCUCAGGACUCUAAGCAUUGGCCCCCACUAAAGUGGGCCCGGCUAACUCUUAACGAAUUUUACAACGAUGGUCACUCCAAAAUUCAAAUGCUUGGCCAGCUGAGGAGAGCACCUAUCCUGCUUCUUUUCCUUGGGAAUACCAUCAUAAUAAAAAUUAACAUUAGCCUUAUAUGUUUUUUUGGUACAGCAGGAAAUAAUAUUAGCCUUUAUUGUCACUGUACAAUUUAUAGAGAAAUGGUUUUGAAGGGUUAUUAUCAGUUU